GGUACAGCUAAACCAGGCACGGGACAUUCACGUGCGCACACGGGCAGCUGGCACUUCUGGCGAUUGGCUGCUGUCAGGACCAUGGGCAUCCUGUUCUCAUCGAUUUUCGGGUCGCUCUUCGGUAGCAAAGAGGUUCGGAUCCUGAUCCUUGGCCUGGAUAAUGCCGGCAAGACCACCAUCCUCUAUCGACUGCAGGUCGACGAGGUGGUGCAAACUAUCCCCACCAUCGGCUUCAAUGUGGAGACGGUCCAGUACAAGAACAUCAAGUUUCAAGUCUGGGACCUUGGUGGCCAGACCAGCAUCCGGCCCUACUGGAGGUGCUACUACCCCAACACAAACGCCAUCAUCUAUGUGGUGGACUCUGCGGACCCCGACCGCAUCGGAGACUCCAAGGAGGAGCUGAGGCUGAUGCUGGAGGAGGAGGAGCUGAAAGGCGUGACCUUGCUGGUGCUGGCAAACAAGCAGGACCUGCCCGGCGCAAUGAGCGCUGCAGAGGUGUCAGAAUCUUUGGGUCUGACCUCUAUCCGGAGUCGCCAGUGGGCAAUCUUCCAGACGUCGGCCCUCAAGGGCUCUGGCAUCAAUGAAGGUUUGGAUUGGCUGGUCAGUGUUCUCUCCAGCACCUGAGUCACCUGAGACCGGCAUGCCCAAAGCGUAACGUGUCUCGCCAGCUUAGAAAUGAGACAUGAGUCAGCGUUAAGAUUGGGGAGAAAGUUGGAUACUACUUGCUCUUCUUUCCACGCACGUUUCGGCUGUUCGAUCUUUUGUAGGUGUCAACUUCGUAGAAUAACAUGCAGAGGGCGUCUCACGACAGAUUUGUCGAAGGCUUUGUGAAUUGGGGCGCUGCAACCGAGCGUCCUUUG
Molecule: messenger RNA, 860 nt
Organism: Effrenium voratum
Lineage: Eukaryota; Dinophyceae; Suessiales; Symbiodiniaceae
Source: the annotation of a GenBank genome assembly